AUGAAAGUUGGUGGAAUUGAGAUGCUCUCAUUGGAUGUUUCAUCACUUAUUACCAACAGACCCAUGGUAGAAACCAAAAACUAUCCCUAUAAUGUUAUUUGGGACACGGACUACGAGAUAGGUUUGCCCAUGAAAAUCCUUAGGGAACUAUUUAUACGAUGCACACAAACUGUGCAACUUCUCUGCAAUGGCCGAUUCUGCAGACAGAUAGGCGGUGUGACGAUGGGUUUGCCACUUGGCCCGUUUCUCGCAAAUAUCUUUAUGGGCAAGAUCGAGAAGGCGAGUCCAAGAGGCACCAUCAAUGACCUCGCAAUUUAG
This is a messenger RNA of Dibothriocephalus latus, 318 nucleotides long. The record is from the annotation of a GenBank genome assembly. NCBI's taxonomy places the organism in Eukaryota, Metazoa, Platyhelminthes, Cestoda, Diphyllobothriidea, Diphyllobothriidae.